CACCCUGCUGGGCAAAGGAGGAAAAGGCAGAGGGGCCAGAUGCCCUGAAUGACUGAACGCUGAUAACAGGACGGGAAGUUCUGCUUAGGCACGUGGCCACUAACAAUUAGGAAGCCCAAACAACAGCUCCUGGAGACUCCCGCGGCUGUGCUGUCUCCUGGAGGUGAGCCCGGAGGAUGAGGCUGCUGGAAUUGCUGAUUUUCCUGGCCCACUGGGGAGUGGCCAGGGCUGAGCCAGGAAAGUUCUGGCACGUCUCUGACCUGCACCUUGACCCUGACUACAAGGUGUCACAAGACCCCCUCCAGGUGUGCCCGUCGGCAGGCUCCCAGCCAGUACCCAACGCGGGCCCCUGGGGCAACUACCUGUGCGAUUCUCCUUGGGUCCUCAUCAACUCCUCCAUCCACGCCAUGAAGGAGAUCGAGCCGGAGCCAGACUUCAUUCUCUGGACCGGGGAUGACACGCCUCAUGUGCCCAAUGAGAGGCUGGGAGAGGCGGCUGUGCUGGAAAUCGUGGAACGGCUGACCAAGCUCAUCAGAGAGGUGUUUCCAGAUACUAAAGUCUAUGCUGCCUUGGGAAAUCAUGACUUUCACCCCAAAAACCAGUUUCCAGCAGGGAGCAACAAUAUCUACAAUCAGGUAGCAGAAAUGUGGAGACCCUGGCUCAGUAAUGAAUCCAUCGCUCUCUUCAGAGAAGGUGCCUUCUAUUCUGAGAAGCUGCCGGGUCCAAGCAGGACUGGGCGAAUCGUGGCCCUCAACACCAAUCUGUAUUAUACCAAAAACGAGCAGACGGCCGGCAUGGCCGACCCGGGCCGGCAGUUCCAGUGGCUGGAAGAGGUGCUGACCAAUGCUUCCCGGGCUGGGGAAAUGGUGUACAUUAUUGGCCACAUACCCCCAGGAUUCUUUGAGAAGGCACGGAACGUGGCAUGGUUCUGGCAGGCUUUCAACAAAAGGUACCUGGAGGUGGUCCGGAGGCACCAUCAGGUCAUCGCAGGGCAGUUCUUUGGGCACCACCACACCGACAGCUUUCGGAUGUUCUAUGAUGAUGCAGGUGCCCCCAUCAGCGUCAUGUUCCUCACACCUGGAGUCACCCCCUGGAAAACGACAUUACCUGGAGUGGUCAAUGGGGCCAACAAUCCAGGCAUCCGGGUGUUCGAAUACGACCGAGCCACACUGAGCUUGCAGGAUAUGGUGACCUACUUCGUGAACCUGAGCCAGGCGAACCAGCAGGGGACGCCGCACUGGGGGCUCGAGUACCGGCUGACCAAGGCCUACGAGGUGCCUGACGCGGGCGCCCGCUCCAUGCACGCGGCGAUCGGCCUCAUACAGCGCGACUGGGACGCGCUGCAGCGCUACUAUGUCUACAACUCGGUCAGCUACGACGUGCGGGUCUGCGACGAUGCCUGCCGCGCCGAGCACGUGUGCGCGCUGCGCGAGGUGGCCUUCGACGCCUACGCCGCCUGCCUGCGCGCCCCCGGCGCCGCGCCCGCGCCCCUGCUCGCGCUGCUGCUCGCCGCGCUGCUGGGCCUGCGCGCGCUAUACGCGCCCUGACCUGCGGCGGCACCCGCCCUUCCUCAUUGGCGAGGGGCCUUUGCCACCGUUUCACUCGUGUCCGUAAAGGGGAUGGGACAGCCAGCUGAGGAAAGGAAGCCUCAAACACCCUCAGAGCACAUUCCCCUCAAGUUUCAUGUUUUAAAAGAAAAAAGUGCUCGUUGUGCAUCUUA
Molecule: messenger RNA, 1720 nt
Organism: Choloepus didactylus (southern two-toed sloth)
Lineage: Eukaryota; Metazoa; Chordata; Mammalia; Pilosa; Megalonychidae
Gene: SMPDL3B
Product: sphingomyelin phosphodiesterase acid like 3B
Exons: 8
Coding region: 177-1547 (456 amino acids)
Biological process (GO): sphingomyelin catabolic process
Molecular function (GO): sphingomyelin phosphodiesterase activity
Source: RefSeq, a predicted model, not a curated record